UCCCAGUCGCCACUCUCCACCCCUGGUCUCGGGAUCUCCAGAGUUCCUCCAGUUGCGGAAGACAGCUGUUAUUUUCUCCUGAAAGCUUUUGGCGCAGCCUGCAGGUUGAAGCUUUCAGGCAUCUUUUGGAGAAGUUGUUAGGGUUUGUUUGAGGCUUUCUUUACAUUUUUAUUUGGGCUUUGGAGCCUUGUCUGCCUCCCGGACAGUGAGCUCUUCGUUUGCUGUGAAGGGUUCUUAAAGGAGUUUUUCCUCUCCGGCUUCCGUUUUUCUUGAACCCACUCGGCUUAAUCAUGGUGAUGUUCAAGAAGAUCAAAUCUUUUGAGGUGGUCUUCAACGACCCGGAGAAGGUGUACGGCAGCGGGGAGAAGGUGGCCGGCCGGGUGAUGGUGGAAGUGUGUGAAGUCACCCGGGUCAAAGCCGUCAGGAUCCUGGCUUGCGGCGUCGCCAAGGUCCUGUGGAUGCAAGGGUCUCAGCAGUGCAAACAGACCUUGGACUACUUGCGCUAUGAAGACACGCUGCUCCUAGAAGACCAGCCUACAGCAGGUGAGAAUGAGAUGGUUAUCAUGAGACCUGGAAACAAAUACGAGUACAAGUUUGGCUUCGAGCUUCCUCAAGGGCCUCUGGGAACAUCUUUUAAAGGAAAAUAUGGCUGUGUAGACUACUGGGUGAAGGCUUUUCUCGAUCGCCCCAGCCAGCCAACUCAAGAGGCAAAGAAAAACUUCGAAGUGAUGGAUCUAGUGGACGUCAAUACCCCUGACCUAAUGGCACCAGUGUCGGCCAAAAAGGAGAAGAAAGUUUCCUGCAUGUUCAUUCCUGAUGGACGUGUGUCUGUCUCUGCUCGAAUUGACAGAAAAGGAUUCUGUGAAGGUGACGACAUUUCCAUCCAUGCUGACUUUGAGAACACAUGUUCCCGGAUUGUGGUCCCCAAAGCAGCUAUUGUGGCCCGACACACUUACCUUGCCAAUGGCCAGACCAAAGUGCUCACUCAGAAGCUGUCCUCAGUCAGAGGCAAUCACAUUAUCUCAGGGACUUGUGCAUCGUGGCGUGGCAAGAGUCUCCGGGUGCAGAAGAUCAGGCCAUCAAUCCUGGGCUGCAACAUCCUUAAAGUUGAAUACUCCUUGCUGAUCUACGUUAGUGUCCCUGGCUCCAAGAAAGUCAUCCUCGAUCUGCCCCUCGUGAUUGGCAGCAGGUCAGGUCUGAGCAGCCGGACAUCCAGCAUGGCCAGCCGGACCAGCUCUGAAAUGAGUUGGAUAGACCUAAACAUCCCAGAUACCCCAGAAGCGCCUCCUUGCUAUAUGGAUAUCAUUCCUGAAGAUCACAGGCUAGAGAGCCCCACCACUCCCCUGCUGGAUGACGCGGAUGAUUCUCAGGACAGCCCCAUCUUCAUGUACGCCCCUGAGUUCCAGUUCAUGCCCCCACCCACUUACACUGAGGUGGAUCCCUGUGUCCUUAACAACAACAACAACAACAACAACGUGCAGUGAGCCUGCAGAAAAGCCGCAUCUGUACCAGCUCAUUUCUUUCUGCCUCUCUGCUUGAACCCCAAUGUUUGAGAGACUCAGUCUCUAUAGUGGGGAACAGAUGGGUACACCCCAGCCUCUGACUCCACAAGAUGGGUGGUAAUCAGUAGGCGGGUCUCCGGCUUCAAGUGGUGCCCGCACUGUGGUGCAGGAGUGUUUUGCUGGGUGUCGCUGGCUCACUUCCUCAGGGGUUGGAAAUGAAGAAAUUGCUUGUAUUUUUUGAGUCGGGGUAUUAUUCCUGACCUUCUUGGCAUGGUCUCUCCAAGGUGUUUUGUUUUGGAAGAGAAUUUUAGGUUGUUAAAAAAGGGCAGACCAUGAACUUCUGUGCCAUGGGGGACAGAGCCAAUUUCACAUACUAGGAAAAAAAUCAUGGCCAAAAUUUUGUAAGAGGAGUGUUUGUUUUUUAAAAUCAGUGUUCCCUUUUUAUAUCUUUAUGAAGGAAAAAGACCUUCCACAGCUGAUGAUGCAGCCUGUGAAAUAUGGGGCAGCUGCUCCGAGUUGACUUAACCCUGGGAACGGUAGUGGCUGCGCCCGCUGAUGGCCAUAAAAGCCACUUCACAGCCUGUUGCACUGUGUUCUCUCGUAAGCGUAAUCAGACGGGAGAAUCUGUUAUUUCCGUGUAACUCCUUGGAGUUGAUUCUAAGGUGAUGUUCUUAGCACUUUAGCAUGUCAGUUUUGUUUUAGUCUCGGUUAUAGAUGUAAGCUCCACUAGGCUGUCUCUCAAGGGUUAAACCCUGUGUGACAGGGACUUAGGAGGGUGGGAGGGAGGGUCGGUCUCUAUCCCAGAACUCUGUAGACCAGGCCUGGCCAGCCUCCAAGAUCUGCCUGCCUCUGCCACCCUUUAAUCUGCUGAGAUUAAAGGCCCAGCUUGGUCGUGACUUUUGAGUCUUUCUCCCAAUGCACAGACUUUUGUAAUUCGGACACUGAUCUAUGAAGGGUUGCCACUGACAGGUGGACCCCGGGUGACACUCUACAAUGAGAUGCCCCCACACUGACGGAGGUGCAGUGACAACUGCAGGUUUUCACGGAAGCCCCCAGACCCAAAACCCCUCCAGUGUUAGGAGAAAGCACUGCUUUCACUGUGGCCUUUAGCGCUUGGUCGGAAACUCACUCAGCCUUAGCACUUUUGUUCCUGUCCUGUGUCAGAUCUCCGUGCUCCACCCUGAGCACCACCUAAAACCUGUACAGCCAGAACGUGUGUGAGCCGAUGGAAGUUUCAUUGUUUUGUUGUUUUUGUAUUUUGUGUAUCUUUUUGUAUGAUUAAAAACUAUAUUUUGUACUUAACCAAAUAUAUUUUCACCCCAAUGUGGGGAUAUCCUUUGUAAAAAAAAAAAUAAUAAAGGUUUUUUAAUGGAAAAAAUAAA
This is a messenger RNA of Apodemus sylvaticus (European woodmouse), 2884 nucleotides long. It is a transcript of the gene Txnip, whose product is annotated as thioredoxin interacting protein. Gene Ontology annotation, biological process: protein transport. Gene Ontology annotation, molecular function: ubiquitin protein ligase binding. The transcript is spliced from 8 exons. Bases 291 to 1484 code for a protein of 397 amino acids. The record is from RefSeq and is a predicted model, not a curated record. Lineage: Eukaryota; Metazoa; Chordata; Mammalia; Rodentia; Muridae. Gene Ontology annotation, cellular component: cytoplasm.